UUGCAGCUUGCAACUAUGACUCCAAUUAUUGAGACUCCAAAUCAUCAAGCUCCCAAAUCGCAUCAAUCUUCACUUAAAAGGAUCCUUUCAUCCUUGACCAGCAGUGCAGUUGCUGCACAUCCUUGGCACGAUCUUGAGAUAGGACCUGGAGCUCCAGCAGUUUUCAACUGUGUGAUUGAAACUGGUAAGGAUAGUACGGUGAAGUAUAAACUUGACAAAAAGACUGGACUGAUGAAGGUUGACCGUGUACUUUACUCAUCUGUUGUGUACCCUCACAACCAUGGCUUCAUCCCCCGUACUCUCUGCGAGGACAAUGACCCCAUGGGCGUCUUGGUUGUCAUGCAGGAACCAGUUCUUCCAGGAUGCAUUCUCCGGGCUAAAGUAAUUGGCCUCAUGUCCAUGACUGAUCAGGGAAAAAAAGAUGACAAGAUAAUUGCAGUAAGUGUUGAUGAUCCUGAGUACCGACACAUCACUGAAAGCAAGGAGCUCCCUCCACAUCGUUUGGCUGAGAUCCACCACUUCUUUGAAAAAUAUAAGAAAUAUGAGAACAAUGAAGUUCUAGUUGAUGAUUUUCAUCCAGCCUCAAAAGCCUAUGAAGCAAUUGAGAAAUCAAUGGAUCGCUAUGGGGACUACAUAACGGAGAGCUUGGAAUGA
This is a messenger RNA of Cornus florida, 654 nucleotides long. Its product is annotated as soluble inorganic pyrophosphatase 4-like. Bases 16 to 654 code for a protein of 212 amino acids. The record is from RefSeq and is a predicted model, not a curated record. Gene Ontology annotation, molecular function: magnesium ion binding; inorganic diphosphate phosphatase activity. Gene Ontology annotation, biological process: phosphate-containing compound metabolic process. Gene Ontology annotation, cellular component: cytoplasm. NCBI's taxonomy places the organism in Eukaryota, Viridiplantae, Streptophyta, Magnoliopsida, Cornales, Cornaceae. The transcript is spliced from 8 exons.